Molecule: messenger RNA, 996 nt
Organism: Macadamia integrifolia
Lineage: Eukaryota; Viridiplantae; Streptophyta; Magnoliopsida; Proteales; Proteaceae
Product: agamous-like MADS-box protein MADS9
Exons: 7
Coding region: 69-737 (222 amino acids)
Biological process (GO): positive regulation of transcription by RNA polymerase II
Cellular component (GO): nucleus
Molecular function (GO): protein dimerization activity; RNA polymerase II cis-regulatory region sequence-specific DNA binding; DNA-binding transcription factor activity, RNA polymerase II-specific
Source: RefSeq, a predicted model, not a curated record
UUUUCUUCUGUUCUGCAAACAAAAGUAGAAGAAGGAAGAGAGAAUUCAUCUGGGUUUCCGGUUGAGAGAUGGGGAGGGGUAAGAUUGAGAUCAAGAGGAUUGAGAACUCAACAAACAGGCAAGUUACAUAUUCAAAGAGGAAGAAUGGGAUCAUGAAGAAGGCUAAGGAGCUUACUGUGCUUUGCGAUGCAAAAGUUUCACUUAUCCUCUUCUCUAGUUCUGGGAAGAUGUCAGAAUAUCGUAGCCCUUCUGUCCCAAGAAUGUCAGAGAUCUUGGACAAAUACCAUAAGUAUUCAGGAAAGAAGUUGUGGGAUGCUAAACAUGAGUUUCUCAGCAACGAACUGGACAGGAUAAAAAAAGAGAACGACAACAUGCAGAUUGAACUGAGGCACCUCAAAGGUGAGGAUGUCAACUCACUGCAUCACAAGGAGCUUGCAACCAUAGAGGAAGCACUUGAAAACGGUCUCACCAACGUUCGUGCCAAAGAGAUGGAGUACUUCAAAAUGCUUAAGAAAAAUGUAUAUAAAGAUCAACACAAACCCGUUGAGAGAAUACUUGAGGAGGAGAACAAGCGUCUUACCUACAUCUUGCAUCAACAACAAAUGGCAAUGGAUGGUGGUUGUGUGAGGGAGAUGGAGAAUGAUUAUCAUCACAGAGGGAGAGACUACCAUCAUUCCCAGAUGCCUUUUGCCUUUCGUGUCCAGCCAAACCAGCCCAAUUUACAGGAGGCCAAAUAGAAGAACUGGUCAUGGUAUGAAACCAUUUCUAAGUUACACUAGAAAAGCUUUCUAGGGCUUUAAUAAUAUUAUCUUUGUUUAAACAAGAAGUAAACUUUGUAACAACAUUAUAUGAACCUAUUGAUGCUUGUGAGUACCUUAUAACAUUGAUGGUGUGAUCUUCCUGUGGUACUAGUGAAGAUGCUCUUAUUGACUAUGUUCUUAUGAAUAUAUAGUUAUAAAAGCUGCUCUGCAGGUGUGUGAGAUUUAAGUUUGGGAA